Cannabis sativa is the source of this 1914-nucleotide messenger RNA. Its product is annotated as FBD-associated F-box protein At5g27750. The record is from RefSeq and is a predicted model, not a curated record. Gene Ontology annotation, molecular function: protein binding. Bases 184 to 1596 code for a protein of 470 amino acids. The transcript has 3 exons. Lineage: Eukaryota; Viridiplantae; Streptophyta; Magnoliopsida; Rosales; Cannabaceae.
AUGCCAAAAAUAUAUCUAUGUUAUCGAUCAUUGUUUAACGCCAUGUGAAGUGUUACUCUUAAAAAAAAAAAAAACAGAGUGAAGUGUUGUUCUUUUUUUCAACCUAAACCCUAACCCAAACCUUCCAUGUGAAAAAUUUCUGCUGCACCUGAAUACUACACUUUUCACAGGGGUCAUUCAUUUAUGGAUGAUCAGAGAAGAGUUGAAACUAGAUCAAUGAUGAUGGUUGAGGAGGAGGAGGAGGACAGAAUUUCAAAACUACCUGAUGCAAUCAUAGUACACAUACUCUCGUUUCUUCCUACUAAGGAUGUUGUUCGGACUUGCCUCCUCUCAAAUCGUUGGAAACUCAUCUGGUAUUUAGUCCCUAAACUCUCUUUCUCAAAUACUGAAUCUCAUUUCCAGGAAGAGUUCUUCAAUUUUGUGGACAAAUGUUUGGAACACUGCAAGACAAGUAGGCACUUUAUCCUUGAAUCAAUGUUAAGUACUUUUGAGCUUCGAAUGAAAUUCUAUGAAAGACAUUUAGUUAGCCGUUUAGAUAAAUGGUUAGGUUUUGCAGUUGAUCAUAAGGUGCAGAAAAUAAACCUUUCUUUGGCCAUAGAUGUAUCUGAGAAUUACCCAAUUUUCUACAGCUUACCUAAAACACUAGUAAUCAACUCAAAAUAUUUGACUAAUUUGGAGUUGACUAAGGUGGAGUUGGAUUCUAGCUACUCUUUUGAUUUUCCAUCCUUGAAAUUGUUGUCAUUGCAUUUUGUUCGGUUUGCUGAUACUGAUGUGGUAGAUAAGUUGUUGUUGGGUUCUCCUUCUCUUGAGAGUUUGCAGCUAUGUCAUUUGCAAAGACCUUAUCCCGAUCAGCUCCAUAUGCGUAGCUCAAGUCUCAAAUUCCUGCAAAUUAAAUGCCAUAUUGAUAUACCAGUGCAACUUGAAGUGAUAAAUCUUGAAACUUUGGAACUAUUUGGUGUUUCCUUUGAAAAAACCAAUCUCUCUGUAUGCAAGGCGAUUAAAAAUCUGUUAUUGAUUUGUGUUCGGGGUGCAGAAGAGUCGUCAUCAUCGUUAGAAUAUCUUAUUUCAAACUUUCAUCAGCUUGAGAAUUUGACCUUGUGCGAUUUGGUGUUGUUGCGAUCAAAGCACCUCAAAAUCUCCAAUCAUCACUUGAAAAGUUUGAAGUUGAGGUUCAUUUCCCCAUUUAAAGACGAAACGAAAGUUAUAAUUGAAGCUCCAAAACUAGUGUCAUUUUGCUAUGAAGGACAUAUCAAUCAUAAUAUAUCAAUAGGGUCAUCCAAUUUGUUGAAUGGAAAAUUCAUCAUUCUUGAUCAUUAUAAGAAAUAUGAUGCAAAAUGGUUUAUUGAUAUGAUGAUUUUUCUUGUGAAUCUCAAUUGCUCCAUGAAUAUUGUGAGCCUGCAUAUUUACUCAGAAAAGGCUUUCAUAUUCCCCCAAAAAAUGAAGAAGAUAUGUCGUACUCCUUUAGUGAAUUGGGAGCAUCUUAGAGUUUUCACUAAAUGUAAACUAGAGAUGGAAUCAACCUUGAGAGAUGCUCUGCUGUGGAUUUCUCCUUCUUUAAAGAGUUUAACUAUAGUGGAAAGGGCAUCUACUAAUUGACUGUCAUCAAUAUGUUUUCUUUCUAAUAUUGCUACCUAAGUACUUUUGAGAUUGUAUUUAGUGUUUAUUGGUAGUUUUUAAAUGGAUAAAUUUGCAUGUACUUUGCAUAAGAACGAAGUUUGUAUUUCUUACACAUUUGCUUGUGCCUGAGUGGAUAGGAUACUUCUAACAUUGUAGAUUAGAAUUGCUAAUUAUGAAGUUUAGCUAAUUUGCUGAGGAAGAGUGCUACUUUGAGUUUGGUUUGUGAGAUGUUGUACUCUUAUUAGUUCUUAAUUGUAUAAUGUUAGAUCCUAAAGAAAAUUUAUGUCCCUUUUUGUG